AUGAGCAUAUUUAAUAUGAAUUCAUUUUUAAAUAACAAUAAUAAAAAUAUUUUUAAUCAAAGUUUUAAUAAUACAAAUAUAGAUAAAGGAAAUUUUUCAGAUUCAAAUAAUUUAUUAAAAAAUAAAAACAUGUUUAUGCCAAAUACAUCAUCGAAUAGUAUUUUUGGAUCGUUUAAUCAAGGAAACUCAAAUAAGAGCAUAUUUGGGAAUACUAAUAUUCAGACAAAUAUAACAAAUACUGAUCAUUCUCUUUUUGGAAGUGCAAAAACACAACAGUCAAAUGCAUUGGUAAACAAAAGUUUAUUUAACAUUGGUAAUGUUUCCACUAGCUUAACUGGAAACAAGGGUUUAUAUGAUAAUAUAAAUAAUCAGUCUAAUUUGAGUACAAAAAAUUUAUUUGGUACAUCAAAUGUUAAUACGUCUUCUCAAGGAAAUUUAGGAAGUGGUUUAUUUAUGAAUACAAAUAAUCAAAAUAAUAUGAAUAUGAAAAAUAUAUUUGGAACAUCAUCAUUAAAUACUCAAGGAACAAGUUUAACUAAUAAAAGUAUCUUUGGAAGUCUCCAACCAAAUAAUCAAACUACGACAUCCAAUAAUAUUUUUGGAAACCUAUCUACAAAUCAAAGUAACUCACGAAAUAUUUUCGGAAAUUUAUCAUCAACUACUCAAAAUAAAACAAGUAUCUUUGGAACAUUACCUACAACGAACCAAAAUACAAGUAGUAUUUUUGGUAGUGCAUCAACAACUAACCAAAAUAAAACAAGUAGUAUCUUUGGAACUUUACCAGCAUCUAAUCAAACUACAACAACUGGUAACAUUUUUGGAGGAUUAUCUACUAAUCAAACUAAACCUACAAGUAAUAUUUUUGGUACUUUACCAGGAGCUACUACAAAUACACCAACAAGUAAUAUAUUUGGAAAUGCAACAACGACUAAUCAAAAUAAAACAAGUAGUAUAUUUGGAACUUUACCAGCAUCCAAUCAAACUACAACAACUGGUAACAUUUUUGGAGGAUUAUCUACUAAUCAAGCAAAACCUACAAGUAAUAUUUUUGGUACUUUACCAGGAGCUACUACAAAUACAUCAACAAGUAAUAUAUUUGGGAAUGCAACAACGACUAAUCAAAAUAAAACAAGUAGUAUCUUUGGAACUUUACCAGCAUCCAAUCAAACUACAACAACUGGUAACAUUUUUGGAGGAUUAUCUACUAAUCAAGCAAAACCUACAAGUAAUAUUUUUGGUACUUUGCAAGGAACUACUACAAAUACAUCAACAAGUAAUAUAUUUGGAAAUGCAACAACGACUAAUCAAAAUAAAACAAGUAGUAUCUUUGGAACUUUACCAGCAUCCAAUCAAACUACAACAACUGGUAACAUUUUUGGAGGAUUAUCUACUAAUCAAACUAAACCUACAAGUAAUAUUUUUGGUACUUUACCAGGAGCUACUACAAAUACAUCAACAAGUAAUAUAUUUGGGAAUGCAACAGCGACUAAUCAAAAUAAAACAACUAGUAUCUUUGGAUCAUUAUCAACAACCACUCAACCCGUAAACAAUAAUAUAUUUGCUUCUACAACUCCAACAAAUCAAGGAGUAACAAGUAAUGUGUUUUCAUCUACACCAACUAGUCAAAAUAAGUUUAAUAAUAUUUUUGGAACACUGCCAGCUACUACUCAAAGUACAACUUCUGCUAUUACUACUCCAACAACUAAUACAAAUAUUCCCUCUACUAAUCUUUUUGGAAAUACUACUUCAAGUACAAAUAAAACUAACUUAAAUGAUAAAAAUAUAUUUGGAUCUUCAUCAGGUUUAGUUUUAAAUACACCAAACGCCAAUUCAAAUGCCACCAUAAGUACAAACAUAGGAUCUAAUAUAAGUAAUACCAUAAGUUCCAAUUUAAAUACUAGCUUAAAUACUGGUUUUAAUACUAAUUUAAAUACUAAUUUAUCUAGCAAUUUAAGUGGUACUUUAAAUAAUAAUUUAUGUAAUAACUUAAGUAACAAUUUAACUGGAGGAUUAAAUGUAAAUGAUAAUACAUCAAAAAGUAUUUUUUUAAGUGACAAAAAUGCGAUAAGUAAUAGUCCAAUUCUGCAAGAUAAACUUUUGAUGAAUGAAAAGAGUAGGGAAAAUGAUAUUUCAUUAGAAGAAUUGAAAAAAGAUAAGGAAGACGUUGAAAAUGCAGAAAAAUUAGAUAAUAUUGAUGAAGAUUUAAAAAUUAUCAAAAGUAAAGAAAAUAUUUUUGAUAAGAUUUAUAAUGAUGGCAUAAGUAGUGAUAAAGGGCAAGAAAGAACAUUUUACAAUUAUAUAAAUUUAAUAAUUAAUGAUAAUAUAAAUAAUAUACAGAAAACCACAUUUUCUCUAUUAAAUGAUCAUGAUUCUUUAAUGUGGGAUAAUUUUAAAAGUAAUAUUUUUAAAAAUUUUGUCGAUUAUUUAGUUAAUUUUAAACAAAAAAAAAAUCAAAAAGUUAUAAAAAGUAAUGUAUUAGAUUUAGAUCAACAUGAGUUUCAAAUAUUAAUUUGGUUGUAUAAUGUUAAUUCUUAUAAAAUUGAUUUUAUACCUUUUAAAAGUUUUUAUUAUAUGUUAUUAAGUAACACUCAUUUGAAUUAUUCAAAAUUUUUUUUUGGAAAUUCUGAAAAAUCUAAUUUAUAUGAUAGUUUUGUUGAAAUUAAUGAUCAUUAUUAUAUAAACUCAAAAAAUCAUUUUAUAAAAUCCCAAAUAAAUAAUUUUGAAGAAAAUAUAUUAAAUAAUGAGAAAAGCAAUAGUACAUUAGAUUUCGAUUCUUUUUAUAAGCAAAUUUUGAAAGACAUUUUGAAUAGUUUAUUAAACAUGAAUUUAUCUAUAACUAAGGAAAAUAUAAAAAAAAAAGAAAAAGAAGAAUACUACGAUAGUGAAAAUAAAGAUAAAAUAAAUUAUGGAAAUUAUACCUAUGAGAAUUUAUUGCUUAAUUAUUUAUUUGGUACAUUACAACACUUACAUGAUAAAUUUUAUAAAAUAGAAAUAAGUAAUUAUGUUUCUAAAGAUAUUAAUCAAAUAGAAGAAUAUUUUGUUGAUACCAAAUCUAAUAUAAUUUUUUCUUAUUGUUAUAAUAAUUAUUACAAAAAUGAAAUGGAUAAAGAAAACUCUACUACUCACUUUUUUUUCUAUUUAAUCAAUAUUAUGUUUCGUUGUGGUAAUUAUAUAGGGUUAAUACAAAUAAUUAAAAAUGAAGAAUUCAUUAAGCACUUAAAUAUUGAUAAUUAUUUUUAUGAUUUCAUAAUAUUGUUAAUAAGAAUAUUAUUUUUAAUUUAUAAUAAAAACAAUGAAAUAAAUAUAUUUGAAAAUAUGAAAAUUGAAAUUGAUUGCAGCGAUAUAUUAAAAAAGAAAAUUAAUAUAUCUAAUUUAAUUAAUUUUUUUCAUUCUAUUAUUUAUAUAUGUGUUAAUAAUAUAUAUGCCUAUGAUUUAUUGUGCAUUUUAUUUUCAGAUAUAUUUUACAGAAAUGGAAAUAUAUACACAAAUAGAGAAAAAAAAAUUGAAAUGAAGAAUAUUUUUUAUUACAUCGGUAAAAAUAACAAUAAUUAUGAUAAUAAUCAUGAAAACGAAAUAACUGUAGAUAAUAGUUAUAAGAAUGAGUUGAGAAUAUAUAAAAAUGAAGAUUAUAACAAUGAUGCUGAUAGUGAUUAUAAAAAAGUUAAUAUUGAGAAUAAUAGAACUCCAGAAAAGGAAAGAAAAAGUAAAAGGAAAACUUUUUUUUUUGAUAUGAUUAGUAAUAUAUUGCAAAAACCAAAAAAAGUGAAAGAAGAUUCUUUUAGUAAUAUGGAAAUAAAUGAUGAACUAGAUAAAAUAAAUAAAGGGAUAGUAAAAGUAAAUAGCAGUGAUGGAUUAGGAAUUACAAAUAAAUAUAGUUAUAAUUUUGAGUACUGUAAUAUUGAAACAAGUAUAUGGUUUGAAUUGACAUUAUUUAUUACAAAAAAUUUCGACCUAUAUAGUAGUAAAUUUCAGGAAAAUUUUGAUAUUAUUGAUUCUAAUUUAAGUUUUUAUAAUUAUGAUGAUGAUAAUAAUGCAUUUUUAAAUGAUACAAAACAUAGAAGAGAAAAAAUAAAUAACAAAAUAGAAAAAUUGUUUACCAGUAUUUCUAAUUGUAUUAUUAAUGAAAAUAAAAAAUAUUUAUCUAUUUGUUCAAAAUUAAAGGUUGAUGAUGUAAUAAAUAAUUUUAUUAUUGUGGAUGGGAAAAUAUCAGAGAAAAGUAAAGGAAAUAUUUUAAAAGUUUUAAAAAAUAAUUUUUUAUUAUAUAUUAAGUUAUUUUAUUAUUUAUUAUUAGUGGGAAAUAUAUAUACUACAGUUGUUUUUUUAUCUUGUAUAUCUAACAAUUUGCAAAGAAUAUUAUUGGUUUUAACAAUAUUUUUACAUAAAAAUAAUAUUUUUGAAAAUUCUCAUUUAAAUAAUAUCAAAAUGAAAACAUUGAAUUUUUUAAAAUUUCAAAAUGAAAAUAGUCUAAUUCUUGAUAGCUCUCAUGAUAUUAAUGAUGUUCCUUCAUCAGAUAAAGUGAAUUUAGUUGUAUUAAGUAUGAGCAAUAAUGAUAUUCCAUAUGAAUAUUUUAUUCUCAAAAAUAACAAUAUUAAUAUUUUAUUAAAGAUAACAUAUUUAAUUAACUUAAAAACACAUAUAAGUAUUAAAUUAUUAAAAAGCAUAGUGCAAGAAAAUCAAGAUAUUUUGCUACAUGAAAGUAUAAUAGGUCAUAUAAAUAAUAACGGAAAUAUAUUUUACGGAAAAUUAAAUGAUUUUUUAUUUUUAUUUAAAAAUAAAGUAAAGAUAAAAAAAGACAUUAAAUGCUUUUUUUUAAUGUAUUAUGUUUUAAGUAAGCAGAAAUUUUCUCAUAAUAAAAUAUCAAACAAAAAAAAAAGUGAAAAUGAUGAAUAUCAUUAUAAAUCUAGAAAUUUUAAAUUUAUUUAUAACAAAAAUAUUAAUACUUUAAGUAAAAUAUCAUUGGAUAAUUCUAUUAUAAGUGUUCAUUCAUCCAUUUUAUAUAAAAUUUCUCAAUUUUAUGCCAUAUUAGCUUAUUUUGCAAAUCAAAGAAAAAAUUAUAUAAUAUCAUUUAUAUGUUAUUAUAUAUUAAAAGAUGAACAUAGUGCAAUUAAUUCAUUAAUUAGAAUAUACAAUGAUGAACUCAUAUAUUAUUUUCAUAAUAAUGAGAAGGAAUAUAAUUAUAUUCGUAAAUGUGCUUUUCGAUUUUAUCAUUUAGCUAAGAAUAUGUGGCCAUCUAAUGUUAAGUUAGAGUCAAUUGAAAACAAGUCACAUCUUGUUUUAACUAUAUUGUUUAUGAAAAAAAAAAUGUUUGAAGAGGCUUUUAUUAUUUUUUCAUCUAAUUUAAUCCCUGAAAAUAUGUUAGAAAAAUUGUCAACAGCUGAUUACUAUAAUAUUGAUUUGUCAUCAAAUUUUUUAAUGACAUUAAAAGAAUUAUGUAAAAAAAAUAAGAUAAAUGAAUUAGUUGAUAAAACAACUUUAUAUGAUAUUAUUAAAUUUUUGCUGCCUAUUAAAGACAAAUUAGAUUCCCAGGUUGUUGAAAGCAUAAAUUAUUUGAGCUCAUUAAGUUUUUAA
Molecule: messenger RNA, 5568 nt
Organism: Plasmodium gallinaceum
Lineage: Eukaryota; Apicomplexa; Aconoidasida; Haemosporida; Plasmodiidae
Gene: NUP100
Product: nucleoporin NUP100/NSP100, putative
Exons: 3
Coding region: 1-5568 (1855 amino acids)
Source: RefSeq, a predicted model, not a curated record